AUGCAAUUCUCCAAGCUUCUCAGUAUCGUCGUUGGUCUUUUGGCCACGGCAGAAGCUGUCUCGGUCCAAAAACCUCGCAUUGCUCCUCGCAUUGCUCCCCGCGCUCAACAACAAAAAUAUAACUUGAAGCUCAACACUGUUCAUGCUGCUGCUGCAACUAGUUCUGCUAUUCAGCAUAUGAUCAUUCAGGGUAUUGUUACUAGAUCUGCCGUUGAUAGCAGUAAUGGAACUACCAUUUAUGAUGAUUCUAUCUCCUUCCUCUUCAACGACCCUAACAGCAACACCUCCACCGCCUGCAACGACGAUUUCCAAGGCACAGCCAGCACCACCCAAUUCCCCACGGGCUGGGUUCCCUGCAACAACAACGGCAACCUGAUGGAUGAUUUCUACUGGCAAUUCACUGAGUAUCGAAAUCUUACUAGUUUCAAUAUUGAGUUGAUUCAUGCUUUUGUUGGUUCCAACAACGCAGGCGAAGUCCUCAGAUCGGCAGCUACACCCAUCACCCUUACCUGCGCAGAUGUAAAUCAUGUCGAUGGAUGUUAUUCGAACCAAACCAUCUCAAUCCCAGUUGCGAUCGCUACCGAAUAG
Sclerotinia borealis F-4128 is the source of this 588-nucleotide messenger RNA. Lineage: Eukaryota; Fungi; Ascomycota; Leotiomycetes; Helotiales; Sclerotiniaceae. The record is from the annotation of a GenBank genome assembly.